Molecule: messenger RNA, 5893 nt
Organism: Hemicordylus capensis (graceful crag lizard)
Lineage: Eukaryota; Metazoa; Chordata; Lepidosauria; Squamata; Cordylidae
Gene: PRMT8
Product: protein arginine methyltransferase 8
Exons: 11
Coding region: 1384-2517 (377 amino acids)
Biological process (GO): peptidyl-arginine methylation
Cellular component (GO): plasma membrane
Molecular function (GO): protein-arginine N-methyltransferase activity
Source: RefSeq, a predicted model, not a curated record
CAAGGCUUCUUUGCUUCUGCGGGCGUGACCAGAACCAAUAGGACACAGGAAAGUGGGGGCGCUUCAGCAACGAAUCUGGAGGCAGGAAGGGUUAAGCGAGCCCCUUUACUUAUUUCCCGGCACAGGAGCCGUGCGUGGUCACUUCCGAGCGAUCUCUCUCCAUCACUCCGAAGCUGAGUCUCUCAAGAGAGGGACUCCAGCCAAUAGCCACGCCAGGGAGCCCAGACCAGAAGCCACCGCAGAAAAGGAGAGCCACUCUGCGAAGCCAGAGCGGAAGGAGUUAACGGACUGACCCAUAAAACCUUCACCAGGGAGGCUACUUUUGAGAGGAGAAGCGGCGGGACCAAAGUGGUUGUUGUGGUGUCCUUGUGGGGAGCGGGGGGGGGGGAGAGCCUUUGGUGCCGUCUCUUCUCCUUUCACCAAGACAGAUCUAGAGGCGAGCCCUGUUCUCAGAGUGGGACAGGAGCUGAGGCCAGGAAGGAGGGAAGCCGGGGGUCCAAAGACUCCGCGCCGAGGGCGGCGGAUGAGUUGACAAGCACUCACUCCUUUAAAGCAAGUUUUCUCGAAAGAGGGGCUGGAGAGACGUCCAGCGAAGGAAAGGAGGGGGUUAAAGUCUUCUCGCUCGGUUGCCUUGUCUCUGGCUUCCUCUGCCUCACGAAGAUUAGCCCCAGAAGGACACACCGGUGCCCAGCUGGGCUGGCCAAUGCCCGCCCAAGUUCAGCUGAGUUGCCUCUUCUGUCCGUUUUAGCCCGAUCUCUCUCUCCUCUCCGCACCGCCACGAGGGAGCAGGAGGACGUAGCCGCCUAGGAGUCUCCGAAGUAGGCUGAGGCGUCUGUUGCCUGCCAGCCCAUCCCGGGAGCGAGCUCGUGGUGGGAGAGGAGGACAGAGGCAGUGGGACUGGAAAGUAAGCGAGAGGGGAAAGCACCCCCAGACUGAGGCACCUGGAUGCAAAGAAGAGGGGGUCAAGGGUCUUGUGGAGGCAGCAGGAAGGACACGAGCAGGCUGAUUUACUGCUCUUUUUCGCUCUGUGGAGUCUGCCAGCUUUGGGGGGAUCUGAAGAAGAAAGUCAACUCCAAGCCCCAACGCCCUUGGCUGGCUCUUAUGGGAAUGAAACACUCCUCCCGCUGCCUGCUCCUAAGGAGGAAAAUGGCGGAGAACGCUGCUGAGAACACGGAGGGAGGGAUGUAUGAGAAGAAGAUGGUCGAUGCUGCAGGAUGAGCAGCGGCGACGAGCCAAGUGCCAGAUGAGCAGAAAAUGGUAGCUCAGCUCAGCUGCUGCUAAGGAUCUCCCACCACCACCACUUGCCAAGCUGGAUGCUGCUGCAGGUCCCCCUUCACAGCAGAAGAUUCUACAGGAGCACCAGUUUCUCCCCUUCCCUUGGCUAUGAUCGAAGCCAGCAAGCCACAGGUUUGCAGUGGUCCGUCCCAGCCUCUUCAGCCAACUGCUGUUCCAAAGCCUGUUCAAUCCAUCAUCCAUGUACCUUUGCAACCAAGCUGCCCAGGUCGGGGAAAGAUGGCAAAACUCCUGAAUCCAGAAGAGAUGACAUCAAGGGAUUAUUAUUUUGAUUCCUAUGCCCACUUUGGGAUUCAUGAGGAAAUGUUGAAGGAUGAGGUGCGCACAUUAACAUAUAGGAACUCUAUGUAUCACAAUAAACAUGUAUUUAAGGAUAAGAUUGUAUUGGACGUUGGAAGUGGCACAGGGAUCCUCUCAAUGUUCGCAGCAAAGGCAGGAGCCAAGAAAGUAUAUGGGAUUGAAUGUUCCAGUAUAUCUGACUACUCAGAAAAAAUUAUCAAGGCCAACCACCUGGACCACAUAAUCACAAUAUUUAAGGGUAAAGUGGAAGAAACUGAGUUACCAGUGGACAAAGUAGACAUCAUCAUCAGCGAAUGGAUGGGUUAUUGUCUUUUCUAUGAGUCCAUGCUUAACACGGUCAUCUUUGCUCGUGACAAGUGGCUGAAACCUGGAGGGCUUAUGUUUCCAGACCGGGCUGCUUUGUACGUGGUAGCAAUUGAAGACAGGCAGUACAAGGACUUCAAAAUUCACUGGUGGGAGAAUGUUUACGGCUUUGACAUGACCUGUAUCAGGGACGUUGCCAUGAAGGAGCCUUUGGUGGACAUUGUAGACCCAAAGCAAGUGGUGACCAAUGCCUGUUUAGUAAAGGAAGUGGAUAUUUAUACGGUGAAGCAGGAGGAACUGGCAUUUACUUCUGCAUUUUGCCUCCAGAUUCAGCGCAAUGACUACAUUCAUGCCUUGGUUACUUAUUUUAAUAUAGAAUUUACAAAGUGCCACAAGAAAAUGGGAUUUUCUACAGCCCCAGAUGCUCCUUAUACCCACUGGAAACAAACUGUCUUCUACUUGGAGGACUACCUAACUGUAAGAAGAGGUGAAGAAAUCUAUGGCACCAUAUCCAUGAAACCAAAUGAAAAAAAUGUGCGUGACCUGGAUUUCACAGUAGAUUUGGAUUUUAAAGGGCAGCUGUGUGAAACAUCUAUAUCUAAUGACUACAAAAUGCGCUAGCAAGAUGCCCUGUUCAAAGGAUGGAAGAGAAAAGUACAUCGAUUCUUGACCUGCCACACCUCAAGCUGGGAACAAUCACUUGCAGGACUCUUUAACUAGACCCUUGAAGUUAUCUCUGACAGAAAGUUGGUAGCUCAGUUCCUUUGCUGGCAGCACAAAGUGCCAGGGGUUCUCAAAAUGAAUGUACAGUAUAUAGACCCAUAGCUUUUGUCAGUUGUCUAGGCAAACUAAAGCAACAGUCCUGAGUGCUCUGGUUAGUUAGAUGGCAAAAAGACUCACAUAUAAAUUAUGUUAACAUGCUACAAAUUUGGGGGUUCUUCCCAGCUUUGCAUGCUAUGGGUAUUUUUCUUACCGAUAGAAGACUUCUUAAGACAUAUUGUCGUGAAUAGAUGACUGAGAUUAUUUUCAGUAUUAAAAUAUAGACCAACAUUUUCUAUUGGAAGGAUUCUGUGGUUUGUUUGUUUGUUUUCAAAAUAGGAAUUUUAUUUGUGAUUGGUUUGUUCAUUCUCCAUUCAUUAUUAACAUCCUCUUAACUGGGACAUCACAGCAUUAGACUGCAAUCCUGAACACAGUUAUGAAAUUCCACUGAAGCCAGUGGAAGUACUUGAGCAGGGUAGUAGCCUUAGUUCUUCUUGUAUUGAGCUAGUGAAGCUGAGGUUCUUGAUUUUUGUUUGCUGUCCUCCACUGCACCUUUCAAGAAAUGCUUUAUGCUGAAUGUUAGUGCAAGCUAGAAGGUGUAUUAAAAUAGUACAUUUUUUAAAAGCACAGCUCUUUACUAAAGUCCAAGCUGAGAAACACAUUUAGUUUCAAUCUCCAAGGUCAGUUUCUGCUUCUGUAAAUGUGGAUUUCUGGUUCUAGUUCCAUUACAGUUGGUGACUAUUUCUAUAAAUAGAUGCCUAACCUGCUGGUUAUAUUUUUGAGAGAGAGAGAGAGGCCAAUGCUUCAACUUUCAUCACUUUUGAAUGUCUGUGAUGAUGAGUUGUCAUCAUUGGAAAGUGCAUGGAAACCUCUCAAAAUUUAACAUCUGGCAUUUGAAUGUGAAGCAUACAGAGCCUUGAAGUGAGUCAUGCUUUUUGCCAUGGUGCAUUUCUUUCUCGCUACACACUUGUUCUGUUUCAAAAUAAACACAGACUUUGUAUUUAUUCUCCAAUGGCUUUCUUUUCUUUGUUAUUUCUCAGAUAAGUCAAGAGUGUCAAACAUAAGGUGCUGGAGAAUAUGCUCAGGUCUUUGGGGGUCCCUAAUAAGCAGGGCUGUGUAUAUGCUGUGAUUUGGUGGGAGCACAGAAAAAGCACACAACAUGGCAGUGGGCACAGAAUCAAAAUUCCAUAAAAGCUCAGUUUUGAACUGAUUAUUAAAAAAUCCAGGAUUUUAAUCUUUAGGGUACAGAAAAUAUGCUUGAAUGUUGUGGGGAGGGUGGGGCAAUGCCUGCUGAAAUCCCAACAGUCAGAGAGGUGGUUGAGUAAGAAUUUCAAUCUCUGGGAAUGCCUUUGCCACUCCCCAAAACUGCAAAAGCUAGACAAAACUAUGCAACACAGCGAAACAUGCAGAAUCAAUUAUGCAAACUAAAAGAAAUUAUGCAGAUUUCCCCUAUUUGCAUAAUUGAUACAGGAUGCAGAAUUAAGGUGGCUUUUUAAAAAGGGGGGGGCUUUGGAUUGCCUGAGUGCGGGAUUUUAAUUGCAGUACACACAAUCCUGGCAACGGGACCCUCACCACACUCUGCAAUUCAUUAGUGAUAGGUAGGCUUCCCUCAGUUUGCCUUGCAGUACAUUUCAUUUGGUAUUUCUAAGCUUUCUUACAAAGUUCUCAGAACAUGCUCCAGCCUUUCUGAGCUUUUUCUGAGAAAGCUAAGAAAAAACUAAGCACAGGAAAAUUCAUCCUCAGCCACCAUGCCGGUCCUCAUAAAGGAGGACAACCAGUGGCAGCUGGGUUCACAGGAAACAGGCGGAACCUUGUAGGCCUCACUCUUAGCUGAUCUCGAUUCUCCUGAGCAUGCUCAGAAGCAUCUAGGGCAGUUGAGGCUUGCCCUGUCAAGUCCUGCCCUCCAGCAAGUUCCUCCACUCCUUAAUAAGGGUAGGUUUGCUUGGGGGGAAGGAGGAGAACGGGCAGCAAGGGCUAGGUGGUGUAAGUGAAGUAGUCUGAGUUCAAUUUAUAAUGGGGUAUUUGUUUCUUAACUGGGGAUAAUUUCAAAUAUUUUCAGAACUCUCAGAAAUCACAAAUGGCACGCUGUCCAACUUAUUCACAAGUAUUCACUGUCAAAAUGGCCCAAGCUUUCCAUUUAAAUUACUGUAUUUACCUGAGCAAGACUAGGUUUUCCCCAAGUUCUUUGAUGUUAGGAAGGCGAGGGAAGGGGCCAUCUUAAAUUCAGAGUGUUCUUCCUUUGGGGUAAAUAGUAUAACAUAUUUAACACAUAUUUUUAAGGGGGUCAUCUUAAAUUUAGGGUUGUCUUCUAUUUGAGUAAAUACAGUGUUUCAUGUGCUUGAAACAAGCUUGCUCCUUGCAUCAGACAAGUGAAGCAGAGAGGCAUCAGGAACAAGUAAUGUGACAGCAGACCCUUUCCCCACUCUUUACCCUUGCAAGUUAGAUUCUGUGAAAUGAAACAUUUGCAGUGGGGUGAGCUGCAGGAAGAGGAAUUUGGGGAAUGGAUAUUUAUCAAAUGGAAGUAUAAUUGAUGUUCUGUUGGUGAAAAAGUAGGAAUGAGGUCCCCGGGAAUCUGCUGAGAGGGGAAUUUGUCCCUCCAAAUCAUUUGGCAUUUACACCUCUGCUUUUUGUAGUGUCAAGCUUACAGUGCAAACUAUUUGCUGAGCCUGGAGAAUAUUCUUUUUUAAAAACAUCUUUCUCUUUUUCCUCUGUUUUUGUUUGUUUGUUUUGCUUUAAAGUCAUUCAUCUUAUUGUUAAAAUGCUAUUUAUAUAUCUUGAUAUAUGAAUUGUAAGGUACUUUUACUCUGAAUGUAAGGCAUUUUCAUCAGCAAUAAAUGUUGCUUUUCCAUUUUAUGUCUUUCAAUAGUUAAUAGCAUUUUUUCCAACCUAAGUACAAAAACAUUGGAUGUUCAUAUGGUGGCGAAACUAGCUUUCUGUUUGAAACAAUUUCUUCUCAGUGGCUAGCUAAUGAAAAAAAUUAGAAAUUUGUUAUUUGCCAACAGUGCUAAAAGUGUAAAAUAAUAUGUAAGCUUUCCUGCUUGGUUAAUUGGUUAGUUCCUGUUUUGCCAGUGUUGUUAUCAUCUUUUAAUCAUUUGGAAAUAUAUUACUGGGGGAUGUAUUUCAUUAUUAGAAAGAUGAGCAGUACUUUCAUUAUUUUCUGGUCUAAAGAUUAUGGUCUUGGGACCGUGCUACAUGGUAUCUAUGUAGAAUGAAAAUAAACUGUACUUUGGCAGUAAAA